Molecule: messenger RNA, 1241 nt
Organism: Callorhinchus milii (elephant shark)
Lineage: Eukaryota; Metazoa; Chordata; Chondrichthyes; Chimaeriformes; Callorhinchidae
Gene: trub2
Product: TruB pseudouridine (psi) synthase family member 2
Exons: 9
Coding region: 189-1187 (332 amino acids)
Biological process (GO): RNA processing; pseudouridine synthesis
Molecular function (GO): RNA binding; pseudouridine synthase activity
Source: RefSeq, a predicted model, not a curated record
GUGUGACACCGACACUCACAGGGACUGACUGACUGACUGGAGGAGAUCGCUGCUGUAAUUCCUCAGGUGAGAGAAGAGAGAGAGAGAGAGAGAGGGGGAGUGUGGGCUAUUGAGGAGCAGUUGUCAGGCCCUCACCCUUUUCUUCCCCCCCCUCCCUGCCACCACCCCCCCCAGACCCCGAGGCUGAGAUGAGCCGUUCGGCACGCUCCGUGGCCCGGGCUCUCCAGGGAUUGUUCUCCGUGUACAAACCACCCGGAGUUCACUGGAAGAGGGUCCGAGACGCGGUGGAGACAAACCUGCUGCAAGAACUGAAUUCCCUGAAGCAGCCGGAUGCUCGACAGCUGAUCCGAUUCCUCCCGGUUCACGCAGACGGCGAGAGUGAGACGGAAACCAAUCUGACUGUCGUGAAGCUGCCAGCGCUGGCUGAUCAUCCACUGGUUAAAGGUCCAGAGUUUGUUCAUCUGAAGGUGGGAACUGGUCACCGACUGGAUGUGAUGUCAUCCGGAGUCUUUGUGCUCGCUUUGGGUCAUGGAAACAAACAGCUGCCUGAUCUGUACAACUGUCACCUCACAAAGGACUACACUGUCAAAGGAUUCUUCGGUAAAGCAACCGACGACUUUUCUGACAUGGGCAGAUUGGUUGAGAAAACCACUUAUGAUCACAUCACCCGGGACAAGUUGGAACGCAUCGUUGCGGUGAUACAAGGCAGCCAUCAGAAAGCUCUGCUCACAUAUUCUGGCAUUGAUUUCAAGACACAAGAGGCGUACGAGCUUGCAUCCAGAGGGCUGUUGCGUCCCAUGCAGAAUUCUCCUCCGAUCAUCACCGGCCUCCGAUGUGUACACUUCUCCCCACCGAACUUUACACUGGAAAUCCAGUGUUUGCACGAAACCCAAAAAUACCUUCGAAGGAUCGUGCAUGAAAUCGGCCUGGAGCUGAAGUCCACGGCCGUGUGCACUCACGUACGACGGACUCGAGAUGGGUUUUUCACACUGCAGGACUCCCUGAUCAGAACCCGCUGGGACCUGCAGAGUGUGCAGGAUGCCCUGCGAGGACGCGGGUCCAAGGGCAAAGCCACGUUGCUGGAAAGCGGUCUGGAACCCCCAGCUGGAGAGACGGACAGAUUACAGGCGAGGGGGCAGCGCACAACUACCGGGACCCUCAGAACAGCACAGACUGGAACUCGCUGAGACACCGCUGCCUGUUAAAAAAAUGUGAUAUGUGAGCUUUCCGUGCAAACGAAC